Messenger RNA from Coregonus clupeaformis (lake whitefish), 1341 nucleotides. It is a transcript of the gene tatdn3l, whose product is annotated as putative deoxyribonuclease TATDN3. The coding region runs from base 129 to 941 and encodes 270 amino acids. Gene Ontology annotation, molecular function: hydrolase activity, acting on ester bonds. The record is from RefSeq and is a predicted model, not a curated record. The transcript is spliced from 9 exons. NCBI's taxonomy places the organism in Eukaryota, Metazoa, Chordata, Actinopteri, Salmoniformes, Salmonidae.
CAGGAAAUGGAAUCCACAAUAUUUCGUUUACAUGACGUUUUGCGGAGAGCUUUUGCAGAGGAUGUUUCUAUGAAAAUGAUAGCCUAUUUAGUCCCAAUUGCUUCAAUUUUAAAUUAAAUAAGUUAUCCAUGAAGGGCUUUAUUGACUGCCACUGUCACAUCUCUGCAGGAGAUUUUGACAAGGACAUAGAAGAUGUGAUUGAGAAUUCUAAAAAGGCUGGGCUUUUAGCACUACUAGCAGUAGCAGAAAAUGCCGGAGAGUUUGAAAAGAUCAUACAGCUGUCACAGAGGUUCCCAGGCUUUAUUUUCCCUUGUUUAGGUGUCCAUCCUGUACAGGGGACAGCUCCUGAGCCACAGAGAGGAGCCUUACUCCAGGAUUUAGAUGCUGCUUUGCCCCUGAUAGAGAAAUAUAAAGACCAUCUUGUUGCUAUUGGGGAGGUAGGCUUGGAUUUCACCCCCAGAUUUGUCAGUGGUGACACGGACAAAGACAGUCAAAGACAGGUGCUUAUUCGGCAGGCAGAGAUUGCAAAACAAUUGGACCUUCCACUAAAUGUCCAUUCAAGAUCUGCAGGCAGACCUACUAUCCACCUGCUAAAGGAGCAAGGUGUUGAGAAAGCUCUUCUUCAUGCUUUUGAUGGGAAACCCUCAGUUGCCAUGGAGGGAGUGAAGGCUGGGUAUUUCUUCUCCAUUCCUCCAUCUAUAGUAAGAAGUGAACAGAAGCAGAAGCUAGUGAAACAGCUGCCGCUGGAGAGCAUGUGUCUAGAAACCGAUUCACCUGCCUUGGGUCCAGAGAAACAGGUGAGAAAUGAGCCGAAGAAUAUCUCUGUCUGUGCUGAGUACAUCAGUAAGAUCAAAGGGGUUCCCUUGGAGACGGUGAUGGAGGUGACGACACAGAAUGCCCUGCGCCUGUUCCCCAGGCUCAAGACAUUACUCAGAGCCUGAACAACCAAGUCUGGGAUUCAAUCCAAGGCACGUUAUAUAGCAGCGCAUGGCUCUUGACUUUUAAAGGUAAUUUAUACUUGAGCUGACAUGCACAGUGUUUACCGUGAAUGUGAUACCCUCGAACGUCAGGGAUAUUUCCUUUCAAAGGCGCAUGUUCAGCUGUCCAGUGCGCUGCUCUAUAAGAGGCCUUGGAUUGAAUCUCACCCUCUUGGGUGAAGUCCCUGAAAGUCACACCUUGGUGUUAUAUCAGCAAGGAUGUAGAGGGAAAUAAGGCAACCGAAAGGCCUACAAACUGAACAGCAUUUAUAAUGACUUUCAAGUUGGAGCUGCUUUUGGACUCUCAGUGUAUGCCUUGGAGUUGAGGUGUACAGUUAAAAAAAUAAACUGAGAUUGAAAUGUU